AUGGAGCAGUCCACGUUGGUGCGUAUAGCUGCAAAAUUCAUCACUCAUGCACCCCCUGGGGAGUUCAAUGAAGUAUUCAAUGAUGUCCGGUUGUUGCUCAACAACGACAAUCUGCUGCGGGAAGGAGCAGCACAUGCGUUUGCGCAGUACAACAUGGAUCAGUUCACUCCGGUGAAGAUAGAAGGGUACGAUGAUCAGGUCUUAAUCACAGAACAUGGUGAUCUGGGCAAUGGCAGGUUUUUAGACCCAAGAAACAAACUUUCUUUUAAGUUUGAUCAUUUGAGGAAAGAAGCAAGUGACCCCCAGCCUGAGGACACAGAAUCAGCUUUAAAGCAAUGGAGAGAUGCCUGUGACAGCGCGCUGAGAGCUUACGUGAAAGAUCAUUACCCCAACGGCUUCUGUACUGUUUAUGGUAAAUCUAUAGAUGGGCAGCAGACAAUUAUUGCCUGUAUUGAGAGCCACCAGUUCCAGCCCAAAAACUUCUGGAACGGUCGCUGGAGAUCGGAGUGGAAGUUUACCAUCACACCACCAACAGCACAAGUGGCUGCGGUGCUCAAAAUCCAGGUUCAUUAUUACGAAGAUGGCAACGUUCAGCUGGUUAGCCAUAAAGAUGUCCAGGACUCCAUACAGGUUUCGAGUGAUGUCCAGACAGCUAAGGAAUUUAUUAAGAUAAUCGAAAACGCAGAAAACGAGUACCAGACAGCGAUCAGCGAGAACUACCAGACGAUGUCGGACACCACUUUCAAAGCCUUGCGCCGGCAGCUGCCCGUCACCCGCACCAAGAUCGACUGGAACAAAAUCCUCAGCUACAAGAUCGGCAAAGAAAUGCAGAACGCUUAACGCGGCGAGGGGGAGAUGCGGGAAACGUUUGUGUGCAAA
This is a messenger RNA of Eurypyga helias (sunbittern), 879 nucleotides long. RefSeq names its product F-actin-capping protein subunit alpha-1. Bases 1 to 840 code for a protein of 279 amino acids. Gene Ontology annotation, biological process: barbed-end actin filament capping; actin cytoskeleton organization. Gene Ontology annotation, cellular component: F-actin capping protein complex; actin cortical patch. The transcript is spliced from 10 exons. The record is from RefSeq and is a predicted model, not a curated record. Gene Ontology annotation, molecular function: actin filament binding. NCBI's taxonomy places the organism in Eukaryota, Metazoa, Chordata, Aves, Eurypygiformes, Eurypygidae.